Molecule: messenger RNA, 2923 nt
Organism: Cyclopterus lumpus (lumpfish)
Lineage: Eukaryota; Metazoa; Chordata; Actinopteri; Perciformes; Cyclopteridae
Product: E3 ubiquitin-protein ligase TRIM21-like
Exons: 16
Coding region: 230-2191 (653 amino acids)
Molecular function (GO): protein binding
Source: RefSeq, a predicted model, not a curated record
CCUCACGAUGGUUUUUGGGUUUUUUUUGGUCUGAAACGAAAGUGAAACCGUGGAAGACGAACCGGGGAACGGAGAGCGGAUCACUCGGAGCCCGAGGAGCGUCGAGUCCACAGCGAGCAGGAAGUAGGCGACACUGCACAAUUACUCUGGAGUACAACUAGAGGGCGACGAGUCACUGUGUUACACGUCAACAAGUCAUCACUGACAUUACACAUUUAACACAUCAGACAUGAGCUACCAGAGUUGCCACUGCGGUUGGUCCAAGGUCACGACAUACCAGGGCCUGAGGACUCACCAGGGAAAGAUGGGAUGCACGCCGAAGGGAAUGGGUAUCCCUGAGAGUGAACAAUUCAGAUUUAACACUCACCUUUCUUCAAUAAUCUACGAAGCACCUCGCAUACAUGUUGAAGACCAUUUGAUCUUCACCCCUCCUUUCAAGCCUGUUCGUCAACAGAACACCUGGGAAACAUCUGGCCUGUUGAACUGGACCACUCCAAUCAAGACUGAGACUUUUUCCGUGUCUCCAAACCUCGCCACUCUUCCAGCAACAGAAUAUGCAGUGACAGAGGCUCUCAAGCCAGACACAUUUAACACAUCAGACAUGAGCUACCAGAGUUGCCACUGCGGUUGGUCCAAGGUCACGACAUACCAGGGCCUGAGGACUCACCAGGGAAAGAUGGGAUGCACGCCGAAGGGAAUGGGUAUCCCUGAGAGUGAACAAUUCAGAUUUAACACUCACCUUUCUUCAAUAAUCUACGAAGCACCUCGCAUACAUGUUGAAGACCAUUUGAUCUUCACCCCUCCUUUCAAGCCUGUGAUGGGAACUCAGGACCCGUACAGAACUCCCCUGGCGCUUGAUUUCUCCAACGGCGCACAGUCGCCGCCGAGUCCGGCGUCACAGACCUUCAGCACCCAAGUUAAUCCUGCAGCCGCGGGGGUCACGGUGGAGGAGAGAAACAAUGCAGCGUUUCAGACUCCACCGCUCCACAGCGCGGCGCUCCAAACCACCGCCAACGCUCGUAGGGCGCUUGAUUUCUCCGCCUGCGCACAGCAGCCGGUGCAACAGCCGUGGCAUCUUCCAACUACCACAGCACAAGAAACAGUCAACCCAAGAGAGAGAGAGAAGGAGGCAGAGAGGGAGAAAGAGAAAGAGAGGGAGGCUCAGGAACUACAAAGGGUGAGACAAGCCCUGAUGAUUGCGGAGUUACAGCAGAACAUUCAGACGAGAGAACGAAAGACGGCGGAAGUCAGAUCAUCUGUAAAAGCCUGCAAGGGCGUCUUGGAUGCUGAGUGGCUGGAGAUCAACAGCGUGUUCUCAGAGGUGAUGAGAGUCGUCGAGGGCACCCGGCAAAAAGCCCUCCGACCGGUGGAGGAGAGGAGAAAGAGAGUGAAGAGAGAAGCACAAGAUAUGGUCCAGAAGCUGCAAAAGGAAAUUGACGAAUUAAAAAUGACCAUUGACAAGUUGCACAAAAAUCCAGACUUAAAGGUUUCACCUCAAAGUUGUGACUGGAACAACGUCACCGGCGACUCUUCAUUCUCCUUCGGCACGCUGAGAACGACAACGUCAAUCAUGAUGAAAGAAAUCCACCAGGAACUGGAAAAACUCUCAUCGGUUGAACUCAAGAGGAUUCCCACAUGUGCAGUGGAUGUAGAGCUGGAUCCAACCACUGCACACCCAAGUCUCGUCCUUUCCCCCGACCGGAAGUCGGUGGGAGACGGAGGGAAGUACCUGAAGGUUCCCGAUGGUCCACAGAGGUUUGACAUGUUCGGCAGCAUCCUGGGGCUCGACAGGUUGACCUCUGGGAAGUCCUACUGGGAGGUGGAGGUCAGCAACAAGACGGGGUGGGACCUGGGUGUGGCGAGACCCGACGCAAAGCGCAAGGGGACACUCUCGUUGAACCCGGGUAACGGGUACUGGGUCAUCGUACAUUAUGAAGAUAAAAAGUACGCAGCCCUGACGGCGCCACCCGUCAGCCUCUCCCUGCCUCAGAAGCCUCAGAAGGUCGGAGUUUUUGUGGACUACGAGGAAGGUCUCGUGUCCUUCUACGAUGUGGGGGCUAAGUCUCACAUCUACUCGUUCACCGAGUGUUCCUUCAGCGGUGGGAUUUUCCCAUAUUUUAGUCCACAUCUUAAACACAACAAUAAUAACCCUCAUCCUCUGAUUAUCUCUGCUGUCGUAGUAAAUGUAUGAAGCGCAUGCGUUACUAGUGCACUGCUAGUUAUAAUGCACCAGGAGAACAUUUUAAAAAAAAAAAAAGGUUUUCUCGCCUGAUCAUCUGAGGUGUUUGGGGAUUGAUUCCCUUUCUAAGUUUAGACUUUCCUUCUUCUUUUUAAUUAAUGAAGAGAUAAUUAGUUGUUUUUUUAUCAUUUAAAAAAUGUAUGCUAUAUAUUUUUCGCUUAAGUGGUUUCUGGCAUUUUGCACUUUUUGCAUAUUUUAUGCCAAAGGAAGAACAGUAUAAAAGUUACAUGGAGGAGAUGAGUAACAUUGAGUAACAGCAUUAUAUUAAGCGCAUUUCUUAAUGAGAUUCACAUUUUUUAACUCAUAAUAGGUGGCGUGUCUAUAUAAAACAUACGGGUACCCUUUUCCAUAAUCAGUUCAGUUCAUACUAUUAUUAGUCUAUAAUCAUAUUAUUAUCAAACUAAUGUUUUUAUAUCCAUAUACUUUUCUCCACUGUGACUAUUUUGCAAAGCUGUACAGGUUUUAUUGGUUUUAUUCUUCAGGGUAACAAAUUAAAAUAAAAUAAAAGAUGUUUGACUUUGUAUGUGUUGGUGUAACUUAAAACCAUAAUGAAACCUGUUUCCCUUCAGCUUCAGAAGCGUUCUCUUCCCCUUUGCUUUGCACUUUCUUGGAACUCGUUUUAUGCUCAUUAGUGUGGUCCAAAUUGUCACUAGAAAUAAAGAAACGGUCAAUCAUUCAAACAAA